AUCAUGUCUCUUUGGCUUUCUUUCGUUCUUACGCAGUUGAAACUGGAGAAACACCUCAGGCUCCAAGCACGUACCAGCUCACCCCGACGCCCCUCGCCCCAUGACUAUCUCGCGCUGACCGCACUACGCAAUACACCAGGAAGCCUGGACACGUACUACUACGGCCUGAUGUGCGAAAAGUACCCUGGGAUCGAGCAGGCCAGCAGCGCCGAAAGAGCCGCGGCCGACGCCAGCAGGAGGGUGGGGGCAAAGAGGGACUCGACGGAGAGGAACGCCACCCUUGGCGUGCAAGAGAAGAAGAAAAAGAAGAAGGAGAACGAGAUCGAGGACGCGGCGAAGGUCGCCGCCUCAGCAGCAACGGAGGAACUGGGUCUUGGGGCGGGCUUGGCUUCGCUGCUGGGUAUGCCUUCCACCCCCAAGUAUUCCGACCCCCCCACCUCCAUCUACGACACCAUCGAGGGGUGCGAGACUAGGAACAAGAAACUCGAAUACUCCGCCCGUCUCCGCCAAACACUUGCGGACAUCAAGGAGGACACCAGGAAGGAGAAAGCGCUGGGCGACGCCGCUGACCUGGAGGAUAUCCAGAUCAUGGAAGCCGAGCUGAAAAAAGUGAGAGCCGCCCUGAAGAAAGAGGUGGCAGAUAACCUUUGAACUUGGAGCGGUGUUCGUGGUUGUGGCUACGACGGAAAUUUGGGCCGGGCGGGCGGGGGAGAGCAGGGGUGGUGUGUGGUGUGUGGUGGGAAGGCGUUGUUGUAGAGACUGUGCAUGAUUGUUGUGCAUCCCUGCGCCCGUUCCUCUCUGUAUCUCGCUGCUGGGUGAAGGAAUAGACUCUCUUCGAUUAAUUGGUUGAUAUUUUGCCCAAGACGUAAAGAACAGAAUGCAGUACCGGUGGGGCUUCCUUUCUGGCGUCGUGGGGGGCAACGUCGCGUUCUUGGCUGUUGUAAUUACUUUUGAUUCGCCACAUGCUUGUAGGGCCGGGCGGGGUAGCCGGAGUCAACCCCGACGUGGCGGCUAGCCGUGUGGGCGCCUUAUUAUUAUUUUUUGGUUUUGACUAGUUGCUCACAGUUUUAUAUUCUUGAACUGGCAGGGGGACAAUUUCGCUAUUCUGUAUCUUGAUCGUUGGGUUGUUGCCUUCCCGCGGUAGGAACGCUUUGCUCGAACGCCCACCCAGAGGCUUGUGUUUUUUUCUUGUGAUGUAGCUGUAUUUUACUUGUGAUGUCUUGUCUUUAUUAGUUGUUUGGUAGCGCCCUGCCUACAGGAGCGACAGGGUGAAUUCGUCCUUUUAUUGUCGACCACACACCGGGUGAUGUUGCCGGAGGCAGUAGCUGCCUGCAGCAGCCAGGGUUUCAGAGCUACUGCCAUGAUAGGGGGUGGAGAUGUAUCGUUUUGUCGUUGUGUUGCAUGUUCGGUUAUCUGAGGUCGCUCGCCCUUCUGAUUUGUACGCGACAUGAUACCUAGUUCGGGUUGGGCAUUCGGAAAAUCGUCAGUACCACUAUUAUUCUUGAUGUAGAGAUAUUUUCUAUAGAGAUCAUGAUUCCGCUUCAGGAAUGAAUGUUGUGCAUACCGUGGAUUGUGUUUUCUGCAGCUCCCUGCAUACGCAGGGCGCGACGGACAGUUUAGUUUUUUCUUGUCUGGCACUACGAUUGUUAUUUUGCCGUGCCUACCGACCCGAGGUUAGCUCCGGUGGUUUGUCGGAGCCAUCCUUUCCAUUUCGGCAAUGGCAUCUACAUAACGCAGCUUGUAGAAUUGUAGCGUGCGUACAACGUCCGUGUUGUGUGUUUUGGCUGGCGGUGACUCGUUGCUCUGUUUCUGCCAUUCGUUUUUUUGGGGUGUUUUUGUUGGAGGUCGUGUAGCCGCUGCACGGAACGCGCCGAAGUUGUCGCUUCGGUAGGCAUGUAGCUACUCGCCGCUUGAAUACAGUAUCUAGUGCUUUUUGUUGUCUUUCAACAG
Ectocarpus sp. CCAP 1310/34 is the source of this 1950-nucleotide messenger RNA. The record is from the annotation of a GenBank genome assembly. NCBI's taxonomy places the organism in Eukaryota, Phaeophyceae, Ectocarpales, Ectocarpaceae.